ACUUCCUGUCCGUCAGGUGUUGACUUGUUGAGGCUCAUCUGACCAGUCCUCAUUACUUUACAUCCGCGUUUCGUUAAUUAUUUCUUAUUUGGUGGUACAUAUACGUUUUAUGAGUGUUGUUGAGUGGGGUGGUUGUUGAUGGGCAACCAGCAGUUAGCGGCCAAGGGUGAUGUGGUGUGAGGCUUGUGGGUAGCCGGCCUUGACCCCGACCCCCUCACCGGGUCAUUGUGGCGUCUGCUGGGGUCAGGCCCUGCUGCUGCUGCUCCCUGCUUCUUCUUGCAGCUCUACACGCAUUAACAUCAUACAGCACACUCCUGGAUUUUAUGUGAUAAGUGAUACGAAAAGGAACCUGUAUUUUAAGCCAUUUUAGCGGAACUUUGUUUUUAAUUUGGAAUCCGUACUGGAAUCUUAGUUUUAUUGAAGUUUGAAAGUUAUGGAGAUACCGAACGAGGUGUUGUGGAUGACGCAGGAGGCAGUGUGGGCCUCGCUGGAUCGGGACGAUAUUCUCCAGUCGCUGGCUGGCCACUUCUCCAUCCCUCAGCUGGUGGACGCCUUUCGGUUCAUGAAUGAGUGGAUAGGCUGGAGGGCUGACCGCGAGGAUGUCGUGCAGAGCCUUGCCUUCGAGGAGUCUCCCUUGAGCCCGUGUAGUUAUAGAGGAAGCACCCAGCACCUCGCCGCUACCUCCACACCGAACACUGCCUUCGACAGGAAGACAGAAUGGAUCACGCCAGUAAUGGUGAAGCACGGUAGGAGAGACAAGUGCGAGGUAAGCGGCCGCUGGAAACUGGGGGACGCCGAUGUCGUGGAGGACAAGCCUCCUGAUGCGGCUGUUGUUACAAGGGAGGUGGCUGCUCUUAGCCUCGAUGAGUACUGGAACACAAGUAAUUCUCCAAGUUUUGAAUCAUUCCACCCUCGUACUUCAGUUGAAGACACUAGAUUCCCGAGGAAAAGUUCUGCCAAUUCGACUAUUCCACUAUUAAUUCCUGCCAAAGUUCACCACAACUUGAGCAUUGACAGAGAGAAAGAGGGAGAACCCAAAGUGGAGCCGGCCAAGGAGCUUGUAGAAGUUGAAACAGUCGACCAUUCGCUUGUCAAACUGGCAUUCCGAUUUGAGCAGCUUGAGAAUCUUGAAAAUCUAGACAAUGGAGGAUUAAAGUGCUACAAGAUAAAGAGGUGUGCUACUCCAUACGUAAGAGUAUCGUUUAGUGGCAGCGGGGCUGACGACGACCCUGCCAGUCCCAUCAACAAAUGUUCUCCAGAGGCACACCUGCGGGCCUUCCCGCCAUCCCCAUGUGGCGCCGUGUCUGUCCACCACCUGUGCCGGUCCCCCACACCUACACACGAUACACAAGAUCCAGAACCACUCCAGGAGACUGACUGGUUUGUCCUUGAAAAAAAGAAUAUAGCUGUUCCUUUAGUAACUCUCAAAAUCUGGAAGCUAAUGAAGAAUUUUUGGAAUGAAUUGCCGGAGUUUGUUAGCACAAAGGCAGUGUUCGGGUGUCACGCGUCCAAGAAGUGCAUGCACAAGGAAGUCAAAAGUAUAAACCGUCUCUUGGAGCAACUUCACGCUAGAUUAAGAUGGAUUACUCCAGUCAUCAACAAGGAUUGUAGAACAAUGUGUGAUCAUGACCUCAGUGUUGAGGACUACGCUUUUCAGGAGGCUGUAGAACACAUGAAGUCUUGGCUUGUCAAAUUUUUCAUGGAAUGCGAGUUCAUAGGCUUCAACAUGAGCAGUUUGUCGUCUUACAACUUAAACAGUACCUUGACAGUGCUAAACUCCAGUACGGUCUCCACUUGCAGUGAGGCCGUUGAUAGGGACAGUCUCCAGCAGUCUUGUAAAACCGGGCAAGUUCUUGAUACAAAACCUUUAUUUACAGAAGGGAACCUGGAAGAUUGCCCAACUGUAAUUAAAAAUGAUUUGCUUUACUGGCUGUGGCAAGCAGUAAACUCAGACAUGGAUGAAGAAUUAAUAGUCCAUUUCACAGCGUCACAUUACAGUCUGCAGGAAGUCCAUCAGUCUAGAACCAUACUUGCUUCCUAUAAUUUCUCCUUGUCGUAUAUGAAGGGGGUGAGAGGCAUCCUGUUUGAGAUGCUGUCGGCCCUUCGCUCAGUAAUAAACACGCAGAACAAGACCAUCCCAAAGUUUGUAAGUGUUGAUGUUAAUAACAGACCGUCAGUGCGACCCAUGAAGGCAUCGAGUAUAAUAAAGGACCUGGAGGUGCUUGGGGACAUGGCGCACACAAUGACCACGAAGCUUAGUUGGCUGCUGCCAGAAGCUCGCCGUUACUCCUCCGCCAUGGAAGCGGCUAGCAAGGGAACGCUUGAAUCUCACUUGAGUGCUAUUGGUAAUACACUAGCCGAUCUCAAAACUAUGCUAGACUGGGAACUUGCUAGCUCACAACAUGGCUCUGGGGCAUCAGUUCUUGAGACGCCGGUGCCUAUGGCGUGCAGCCAGCCCGCCUACAUGUACCAUACACGCACCUCUGACGUGACACGUGGAGGUUUGUUACAGUGUACUGAAGCAGAGACCACAGGAGGAUACUGGCCAGGUAAUGAUGGAUCUAUUGGCAGCUGGUAUGGGGUCAACAUGGGUGAAGCAAAGAUGGUGGUGGCUCCCAGUAACACGCUCCUCCACUCAACGUAUCCCCCCUACACGUCUCUCCGUGAGAAGCACCCACAGGUGUGCGCACAUACCUCUCGCCACCAACAUAUCACGGAGCAAUGUGCCAAAGUAACAACGCCUCAGCCGCCCCAGAGACCGUGGAUACCCCUCACAGAGUCCGACAGAACUAAACCUUCAUGUAUAUUCACUGUGAUGUGUUACAACGUGUUAUGUGACAAGUAUGCAACACGACAAAUGUACGGGUACUGUCCUUCGUGGGCAUUGGAGUGGGAAUACAGGAAGAAAGGCAUCAUGGAUGAGAUCAAACACUACCUUGCAGACAUCAUAACUUUACAGGAGGUAGAAACAGACCAGUUCUUCAACUUUUUUCUUCCUGAACUAAAGAAUGAUGGUUAUGAUGGAAUUUUCUCACCAAAGUCUAGAGCAAAGCACAUGUCUGAAAAUGAAAGAAAAUACGUUGACGGUUGCGCCAUCUUCUGGAGAACUAGCAAGUUUACCCUGGUCAAAGAGCGAUUGAUAGAGUUCAACCAGUUAGCAAUGGCAAAUCAUGAUGGAUCAGAAGACAUGUUGAACCGUGUCAUGACGAAGGACAACAUUGGCCUUGCUGCACUGCUGGAGACCAAGGAAGCAGCUUGGGAGAACACAGAAGUUCUGCCAGACAAAUCCCAAGUGAACCAAUCUGUGCUAGUUUGUACAGCCCACAUUCAUUGGGACCCCGAGUUUUGUGACGUCAAACUCAUCCAGACAAUCAUGUUGAUGAGCGAGAUACGGCAAAUAAUUGGUCAAAUUGUUGAUGAAUCGCAGCACAGAUCAAGAUUGGGUAGAAAAAUAGACCCUGGUUCCAUCCAGCUUCUCUUGUGUGGUGACCUCAACUCGCUCCCAGAUUCAGGUGUUGUUGAGUUCUUAACAAAAGGCAGUGUUUCUAUGGACCAUGAAGACUUCAAGGGUUUUGGGUACAAGACCUGCCUACAGAAGAUAGCAAUGACCAAGAACAAUAAUUCCUUGGUUAACUCAAGUGCUAACAUUUAUACCCACAACUAUAGGCUCUCUGCAGCAUACGACUUCGCAAUCAUGGCAUAUACAAAUUAUACGUAUGACUUCAAAGGGAUUAUAGACUACAUCUUCCACAGUUCUGAUACCAUGUCAUCUCUAGGAGUUUUAGGGCCAAUUGACCCUGACUGGUUUAGAGAGAACAAGGUCAUGGGUUGUCCACACCCUCAUAUCCCAUCAGGUAAGAAACCUUACGUGUACAUGUCUACUUUAGUGUAGUGUAGUGUAGUUACG
Messenger RNA from Procambarus clarkii (red swamp crayfish), 3907 nucleotides. NCBI's taxonomy places the organism in Eukaryota, Metazoa, Arthropoda, Malacostraca, Decapoda, Cambaridae. The record is from RefSeq and is a predicted model, not a curated record.